Messenger RNA from Tremella mesenterica DSM 1558, 3615 nucleotides. RefSeq lists its product as uncharacterized. Bases 1 to 3615 code for a protein of 1204 amino acids. Gene Ontology annotation, cellular component: cytoplasm. Lineage: Eukaryota; Fungi; Basidiomycota; Tremellomycetes; Tremellales; Tremellaceae. The record is from RefSeq and is a predicted model, not a curated record. The transcript is spliced from 13 exons. Gene Ontology annotation, biological process: actin cytoskeleton organization; signal transduction.
AUGACAACUCAAACAAGGAGUGGGAAACCGGUGGCUUAUUGUGGACAAUGUGGGGAACCGGUUCAUGGUCAAUUUGUCAGAGCUUUACAGAAAGUUUAUCAUUUGGAUUGUUUCCGAUGCAAGGACUGUAACAAAGUCGUCGCUACGAAAUUCUUCCCUGUAGAGGAUCAAGAAGGACAAUAUCCUUUAUGCGAAAGAGACUAUUUCGCCCGCUUGGACCUCAUCUGUUCGCAAUGCAAUCAAGCCCUGCGGUCAAGCUACAUCACAGCCUGUGGGAUGAAAUUUCACGUCGAACAUUUCACAUGUUCAGAAUGUGACACCGUGUUUGGUCCAAACGAUAGUUAUUAUGAACAUGGUGGUCGUGUCUAUUGUCACUAUCAUUAUUCCACAAAGUUUGCUGUUAAAUGCGUUGGUUGCGAAACGGCCAUAUUGAAGCAAUUCGUGGAAAUGAACAGAAAUGGCAAGGAUGAAUGUUGGCAUCCAGAAUGUUACAUGAUUUCAAAGUUCUGGAACGUCCGACUAGCCUCGAAAAACUUCACUACUCCCAAUUCUUCCGCCGUCAAUUCUACUGUCUCAUUACUCGAAAUGACACCUCGAUCAUCAACCACACCCGGUCUCACCCCAGGAUCACCGCCGACAACUUUGAGCGCCAGUCCGCAUUCAGAAGUCUCCAUGACGCCCGAAGAGUUGAAAGAGCGUCAGGAAGCUAUGGAGAUGAAGGUUCAACAGAUUUGGCAUGUGUUAUCGGGAUACGAAGAAAGUUCCGCGGCUCUCAUUGGAGACAUGUUAAGAGCUGUCAACGGGAGACAAUUGUUGGAUAUCAUUUUACUUGCUGAGAGGUUCAUAUUGCAUGUGGAGGCUUUGUUCGCUGUGAUUGAUGAUUUGGAAGCCCAGUUCGCUUUGGCAGGCGCUAAAGGUAUGUCACACGCAAGAGAAGCCAAACAACUUUGUCGAAAAUUAGUCAACCUAUUCUCGAUGAUGUCUCAAAUAUCUCCAAAUGGUUCUUCAGUAGUCCCGAAUAAUCAAGAACUUUUCAAUCUAAUCACUCAAUUAGCCCAUUAUCUCAAGAUUUUGAUUCGUAUAGCUCUCACAGGCUCUAUCAAAUUAGAAAGAGAUUUAUCAAAUCCAACAGCGAUGACCAAUUGUUUAGGAAGAUUGAAUCUGUUGGCUAUGGAUGGUUCAGAUGCUACUGUAGUGAAACGUGAUCAAAUCAGGAAAUCUAUAGAUGCUUUGACUAGAAAACCACAAGGCUAUAUACCUAGUACACAAGGUAUAGCUUAUGGUUAUCGAUCACUUGCUGAUCGAUUUACGGGAUCAGUACCAUAUUAUAUACCUCCAGAAGGAUGUGCAGUCUGUCGUGCUGCCAUAGAAGAAGAUUGUAUUCGACUCGGAAUGUUCAACCGCUGGCAUUGCGCGUGUGUCGAUUGUAUGGUUUGUGGUGAAAAAGCUAUCGGUGCUAUCAUUGAAGAAGUUGAUUCAAAAUCUUCCGAAGAAACUUCAUCUGGAUCUCGUCCGAGCAAAUCACCAAAACGACAACAACCUAGAGUUGACGAGUUUUAUUACGAAGUUGCUAGUAGAAGAUCUGAACCACCUGAUGUUAUUUAUUGUCAGGAUCAUCGUUCGGCUUCCAGUCAAUUGGGUUUUGCGAGUGUGUCAAGGUUGGAACAAUAUGCUUUUUUAUUACAUAUAGCUUUGAGGAGGUUGUAUGUUCAUUUUAGGAUACAUCAUGAUUUGCCGAGUGUUCGAGGGAGACAUAUCGAAGACCCCACCGUCAUCGGACGAGCGGAUAUGGAAGUCAAAAGAAUGAAAUCCGUCACUCUCGAUCGUAAACUUUCUUCAACAGCCCGUAUACCACAACGAUCAACCGUAGUUGAAUCUCCAGCAGGUAGAAUGGCCAACGCAAAUGGAACCGUUGUUUCUGCCCGUUCCACUCAACCUCAAACUCAACCUUCAUCACUAUCAAUCUCUACCGAUAUCGCCGAUUCAUACGAUACAGAUGAUCCACCAGUACAAACAUCCAUAGACGUCUUACGUCCUCCUUUCGCGAGAAACAAUACCAGCGUUAUGAUUGUCAACGAACCAGGAGAAUACGAUCGAACUUUGGAAUCUUUAGCUGCGACUAGGAUGGUUCCUGAAGACGAUGCUAUCACUCUUGGUGAUAUACCAAUGUUAGCGGAUCAAAGUAGGAGUCAUGGAUAUGAUGGAAGACCUUUGUUGAGUGAUUUAAGCUUGUUACAAAGUUUGAUCAUUAGACAUUUCGCUCUGCUUCAAUUACAGAAAACUGGGAUUGGUCAUUUGAUAGAGUUGGAUGAUGUGUUGGAGUUGUUAGAUGCUAGGAAAGGUCAAUGGUGGAAUAAGAUUUUCAAGGGAAAUGCGAAAAAGGAUCAGAAAAAGAAAGGAGUGUUUGGCGUACCGAUAGAAGUAUUGGUCGAAAAGACAGGUUCAGACUCUCAAUUAGGAGCUUCGAACGCUCAUCUACGAGUACCAGAGAUUAUAGAGGAUAUCAUCUCUACCAUGAGACAAAUGGAUAUGGCCGUAGAAGGUAUCUUCAGGAAAAAUGGGAAUAUCCGUCGGUUACAACAAUUGUCCGAGGCUCUGGAUAAAGAUUCUGCCAAUGUCAAUUUGUCAGAGGAGAACCCCGUGCAGUUGGCGGCUUUGUUGAAGAGGUUUUUGAGGGAGUUACCGGAUCCUUUGUUGACUUUCCGACUUCAUAAGUUGUUUUGUGCUGCAGCGUCUCUGCAAAACGUUGACGACCGUCGACGAUGUCUUCACCUCCUCGUCACCCUCCUACCUCGUUCCAACAGAGACACGAUGGAAGUCCUCUUCGUCUUUCUCCGUUGGGUAGCCUCUUUCUCCUAUCGCGACGAAGAGACCGGAUCUAAGAUGGAUCUACCUAAUCUCGCCACUGUCAUCACCCCCUCUAUCCUUUACGCAAAAGGUGUUAACGCAGCGAAAGAUGAAUCUUUCAUCGGUAUUCAAGCCGUACAAGAACUUCUCGAAUCUCAAGAUGAUUUCUAUCAUGUCCCAUCAGAAUUAAUGUUUGUCAUCACGGAAAACAUUUUCAAUAUAUUCGCUAAAGAACUGGAUUUACCACCCAAAGAAAUUCAUCGACAUUGUUCUAAAUAUAUGCAAGCUCGUGGACCUUCUCGAACGGGAGGUAUGGGAGGAAGAAGUAGUGAUCCUCGUUUAAGUGUACAUCGUUCAGAUGGAACUUUGGCAAGUCUAGAUAGUGGGAAUACUACCGUUCUCCAAGGUAUAAAUGUAGGUUCCAAUGGACCUAUAAGUCAAGGACAAGGUCAAGGUCAAGGAAGUCAAUUCAGGGGUCCAAGUCCUGGUUCUGCUUCUGGUCAACAUUCAAGACCUACAAGUUGGAUACAACAUAGUAUGCCAGGAUCACAAAAUUCUUUACAUCAGACACUCGUUUCUCCUCCAAGUACCCAGGUCGCUCAGGGUGGGGGAACACCUUGGAGAGGUCCUUUUCAAGGAAGUGUGAAUGGGAGUAGGAAUUCUUCUAGAGGGAGUGCACCGAGUAGUCCGGGACCGGAUGAGAGGGAAAGGAAAUCUUUUCAGUUGGAGAGGGAAAGAGCUUGGACGCCGAAUCAAGAUCAUCGAUAG